Messenger RNA from Guillardia theta CCMP2712, 669 nucleotides. RefSeq lists its product as hypothetical. Bases 1 to 669 code for a protein of 222 amino acids. The transcript is spliced from 10 exons. The record is from RefSeq and is a predicted model, not a curated record. NCBI's taxonomy places the organism in Eukaryota, Cryptophyceae, Pyrenomonadales, Geminigeraceae.
AUGCACGGAAAGCUAGUUGACGUGGAAAGGAACAGCAUUACGGAGGCUGGCCAGGGCAUGCCAGAGGCAUCGUCGAUCAAGAUGGACGCCAUCCGCAUCGAUCGAUUGACAUGGAGGGAGUUGUCCGAGACACAAAGGCAAGCAGCGAAAACCUUGAAAUUUAACAAGGAGGUGUGGGAUGAAGACAUUUUCGUUGACAUCUAUGAACGGGGAUGGAAUGAAUUGACUGAAGAGCAGAAAGCUGCAGCAAAAGUUUUAGGGUACAAGAAGGAUAUGUGGAACAAUGAUGAUCACGUUUGGAGCGAUGACAAGGACUGGAAACAUCUGAGUAGCAAACAGAAGACUGCUGCAGAAACUCUGGGGUACACAGGAAAAGAAUGGGAUGAGAGCCGUCACAUCUUCGAUAAGCGAUGGAAAGAUUUGAGCGACGGGCAGAAAGACGCUGCAAAAACACUUGGAUACAAUCAGAAAUUAUGGAAUGAUGAGAGUCAUGUCAAACUGGAUGAUGCUACCUGGAAGCAUCUCAACGACAAGCAGAAGCGAGCAGCAAAGACCCUCGGUUACAACGAGAUGUCGUGGAAUCGAGCAACCAAAGAGGGAUUGCAUUCUGUCGAUCUCGAAGAGAGACGGAAAAGGAAACAGAGGAUAAUGAACGCUGAGGUUUGGUGA